AUGACGCUGUACAUCCAGACCACCACGCUGACCAUCUCCAUGAACCUGAGCGCCUCUGUGGCUCUGGGUAUGCUCUACAUGCCCAAGGUCUACGUGAUCAUCUUCCACCCAGAACUAAACGUCCAGAAACGCAAGCGUAGCUUCAAAGCGGUAGUGACGGCGGCCACCAUGUCAUCGCGCCUCUCGCACAAACCCAGUGACCGACCAAAUGGCGAGGCCAAGACCGAGCUGUGCGAAAACGUCGACCCUAACAGUCCUGCUGCGAAGAAAAAAUACGUGAGCUACAAUGACCUUGUGAUCUAAAGGACCUCAUCACCAGAGGGAAGCAAUCAGCGAGAAGACACGGUCUUUUGCCUUUUUUGGGGGCAAAAAAACAUAGAACCCAGAUUGUCAGGAGGAAGGGAUUUUGUGUUUCUUUGGCGUACAGUGUACUCACGUCUGAGCUCCACUGUACUGUACCCAUACCACUGGAUAAUGCUGAGGAUGAUUUUUACAUUUUGUAGGAUGUGAGCAAGAGAAAAAAGAAAGGAGAACCUGAAUCAGGAUGCUGAUUCCCUGCCCCCUAUACACAUAAAAAAGGACAUUUAUUUAUUUUGAUAGGAGCCCUAUUGAUUGGACCAAGAAUGAUGUAUCUGAGUAAGUAAUGGCACAAAUUUCAGCUCUCAGCUAAUCUGUACUCUACAAGGCAGCUCUGAGCUCUUGUCCUAAACAACAUGAACAACCCUCCUGAAGGCAUUCUGUUGUAAUAAUAUCUGUAAUAAGCACUGUCAAGGAUGAGAGCAUGGUGAAGGAUGGCAAAGCCUUAUGGUUUUCCAAUGAACUUCCAAACUGCAACUUUUGCAAACUUCCACCGUGCCAGGUUGUGUAGUCCUCUAGCAUUCCUCUGACCUUUGAUGUUAAAUCUUUUGGUUGUUGUUCUUUUGCAAUUUUCUUCUUUUUCCUUGCCUCUUGGAUGCACAUUAUAUUAAAGCCAUAUUCUUCUCUAGGAGAUUCCCCCCUUCCACUCAAUUUACUGUGUGUGAGGUCCUCAAACCCUUUGUUUCUCUCUCUGUUUGAUUCACAUUGAUAUAUGGUACGUCGUGAGGGUUUGUAGACCGUCGACUGUGUUUUUUUUUUCCAGUGACUCGGAGAGGAUAAAUGUCGCAUCGAAUCGUACGCUAUCGAAAAUUUCAACGGACUGACAGUGUUUUUUGUUUGUUUUUUUCCGAAAGGUGUUCACGUAGCAGUUGUCAUGUCAAUGCAUGCCUGAUAUGUUUGAUGUUGAAGUAAACUGAAUAUUUCACCACAGGAAGGCAAUUCACGUUGGCCUGCUCUAAAGAAAAUUGUUCUUUUGCUUUCAUUUAGCUUUUUUUUUUAAAUUUUAUUAAAUUCCCUUCAUUCUUUUUUUCUCUGACUUCCUCCAAACUCAAGGCAGAAUAUGGCUUUAAUUUGUUUGGGAAUUUCUAACUGCCCCGCAACAUAUGGAGAAAUUGUGGAAAAAAAAAAAAAAAUGAAUAUGAAUAUAUAUAUUUAAAAAAGAAAAAAAAAGAUUUCAAAUGAAAUAAAAAGCAUGUAUGUUUUAUACUGUUUGUACUAAGUAUAUUCAUGUUGCCCUUGCUGCUUAUGUGCUAAUAUUGUGGGAGACAUUUCCGUUUGGCCACUCAUGCAACUUUACUGUGGUGUUGUCCAAGAAUGUAUCGACAUGAAAUAAAACCGUUGGGUUAUUUUUAUUUUUUAAUUCACAAAAAUAUGUGCUUUUUUGUUUGAUUUGAACAGAUUUUGUUGCCUACAUGGCAGCUCAUCUG
This is a messenger RNA of Silurus meridionalis, 1784 nucleotides long. Its product is annotated as metabotropic glutamate receptor 7-like. Gene Ontology annotation, molecular function: group III metabotropic glutamate receptor activity. The record is from RefSeq and is a predicted model, not a curated record. NCBI's taxonomy places the organism in Eukaryota, Metazoa, Chordata, Actinopteri, Siluriformes, Siluridae. Bases 1 to 303 code for a protein of 100 amino acids. Gene Ontology annotation, cellular component: membrane. Gene Ontology annotation, biological process: regulation of synaptic transmission, glutamatergic; G protein-coupled glutamate receptor signaling pathway. The transcript has 3 exons.